Messenger RNA from Punctularia strigosozonata HHB-11173 SS5, 574 nucleotides. RefSeq lists its product as uncharacterized. Lineage: Eukaryota; Fungi; Basidiomycota; Agaricomycetes; Corticiales; Punctulariaceae. Bases 253 to 423 code for a protein of 56 amino acids. The record is from RefSeq and is a predicted model, not a curated record. The transcript has 2 exons.
CAUAUGCGACUUUAUGACGGGGUUGUGGACUAGUUUCGAUCUGCCUAGAUGUAGAAAGCAGUCCAGACCCGAAAGCACCAACGCACCACAGUGGAUGCUCGCAAUACCCGCGAGAUCGCAUGUUGUCUCUGGUCUUUGCUUUCUUACAGAUGCAGCUACGCUUCACCGCUUGAUUGAACAGGAAACUUCAAAGACUCUUGCUUGAGAUUGCGCGGGACGUCUUCCGUUAGCCAGCAAACGUCGUCACCUCUGAUGGAGCUAGCCGGUUCUUCUCCGCCUCCACCAAAUCAGGUCACUCUCAUUAUUCGCUCGGAAUGUCGUUCAAUAUUCCUCCAUGGUCCUGGCUCCCAUUGUCCCAUGCUCGAUCAUCAAUCGUGGCGUUCUGGUUACUCGGGCGCACUCUCACUUGGGUCGAUCGUUUAGCGGGACUUUCCGACCCCACUCUCCGGUCUUUUCAGGUGCACUCGGCGACGGUCUAGCGUGCUCUCGUCCACUUGGCCCAAAACGCACGGUCGCUUCACUCCAAGGAUGUCCUGGCUUGCAACAUCCGCACCGAUCUCAUGCGAAGCACAUG